ACCAAUAAAUAAAGUACAUGAUGACUUUUGUUUUUGCAUUUAUAGUUGGGCCUGGUGGGCUCAUCAAAUUUCAACCCUAUUGCCCCUAGACACUUAGAAUCAGCCCAAACCCGUGAACCAGAAGAACAGCCCAAGCCCACCCAUUGAAAAGCCAGCCCUCUCAAAUAAAGGUCCGUUUGGGACGCGCCCAAACACCAAGUCAGAAAGCCGCCAUAAAGUUAACGGCUUUUCAAAUUCUCCGAUGAAAUUCAAACACAGAGCAAAAAAUUAACGCCGACGAUGAAGCUCAUCUCUAACCUACACAAACAAAUACCCAGAAACCCUUUACUUCAAUUACGAACUCUAACCCAUUUCAUCUAUAACCCACCACCUCCAGACCCACCUGAGCUUUCUCAAGCCAAAGCCUCAACCCAGUCAGUCUUUUCAAACCCAGCCUUCAAUCUUCUCGUCAUGUGUAGAAACAUCGAUUCCCUUAGGAAAGUUCAUAGUUUGCUUGUAGUACAUGGCUUGCCGAACGAUCUUGUUUGUCACACCAAAUUGAUUAGCCUAUACGCGUCAUUUGGGCACGUCAAUUGUGCCCGGUUGGUGUUCGACGAAAUGCCAAGCCCGGAUUUUUACUCGUCGAAAGUGAUGCUGAGGUGGUACUUCAUGCACAAUGUGUAUGAGGAGGUUGUGGGGCUGUUUAGGCGGAUGAGAAUGUGGGUUAGAGAGCGUGACAAUGUUGUGUAUUCGAUUGUGUUGAAGGCUUGUAGUGAGGUGAGGGAUGUGAAUGAAGGGAGGAAGGUGCAUUGUGAGAUUGUUAAGGCGGGGAGCCCCGAUGGGUUUGUGUUGACUGGGUUGGUGGAUGUGUAUGCAAAGUGUGGGUGGAUUGAGUGGUCCCGUGGGGUGUUUGAUGGGAUUGUGGAACGGAGUGUGGUUUGUUGGACUUCGAUGAUUGUUGGGUAUGUGCAGAAUGAGUGUCCGGAAGAUGGGUUGGUUUUGUUUAAUAGGAUGAGAGAGGAGAUGGGUGAAGGGAACCAGUUUACGCUAGGUAGUGUGCUUACAGCUUGCACAAAGUUGAGAGCUCUGCACCAGGGAAAGUGGGUUCAUGGAUACUUGAUUAAGAAUGGUAUUGAGGUUAAUUCUGUGUUGGUGACGUCUCUUUUGGACAUGUAUGUCAAGUGUGGGGACAUCAGAGAUGCUCGUUACAUAUUUGAUGAGCAUUCCAUGAUUGAUCUUGUUUCGUGGACUGCAAUGAUUGUUGGGUACACGCAAAGUGGGUGCCCGUUGGAGGCUCUGAAGUUGUUUACGGAUAAGAGAUGGGUUGGUAUGUUGCCCAAUUCUAUAACCACUGCAAGUGUGCUUUCGUCUUGUGCACAAUCAGGUCAUUUGCAUUUGGGAAGGUCAGUCCAUGGUCUUGGGAUUAAACUUGGGUUGGAAAAUUCUACUGUGAGAAAUGCUCUUGUUGAUAUGUACGCAAAAUGCCAUAUGAUUAGUGAUGCUCGAUAUAUCUUUGAUACAACAUUGGACAAGAAUGUGAUUACUUGGAGUUCAAUUAUUUGUGGGUAUUCCCAAAACGGGUCUGCAUUUGAAGCCCUCCAACUCUUUCAUCAAAUGAGAUCAGAGUCAUUCUCAACUGAUGCAUUCACAUUGGUAAGUGUCCUCUCAGCUUGUGCUUCCCUCAGUUUUCUUCAGGUUGGUUCAUCACUUCAUGCUUACUCGAUAAAGGAUGGCAUAUUAACUUCAAACCUGUAUGCUGGCACUGCACUUCUAAAUUUCUAUGCCAAGUGUGGGGAUGCUGAAUCUGCUCGUCUAGUUUUUGAUGGAAUGAAAGAGAAGAACACUAUAACGUGGAGUGCGAUGAUUGGUGGUUAUGGAAUCCAGGGUGACAGUAGAGGUUCCGUAGAACUUUUCAGUGAUAUGUUAAAGAAGCGUCUAGAGCCAAACGAAGUAAUCUUCACAACCUUAUUAUCAGCUUGUAGCCAUACAGGAAUGGUUGCAGAAGGUCUGAAGUAUUUCAAUUCUCUAUGCCAGGAUUAUAACUUUGUGCCUUCUAUGAAGCACUAUGCAUGUAUGGUUGAUCUCUUGGCUCGUGCUGGCAAACUUGAAGAAGCCUUGGAAUUUAUUGAGAAAAUGCCGGUUCGACCAGAUGUUAAUUUGUUUGGGGCUUUUCUCCACGGAUGUGGACUCUAUUCAAGGUUUGAUCUUGGCGAAGUGGCGAUAAGAAGAUUGCUAGAGUUGCAUCCUUAUGAAGCUUGCUAUUAUGUGCUAAUGUGUAAUCUUUAUGCUUCAGACGGUAGAUGGAGCCAGGUUAAUCAGGUGAGAGAAUUGAUGAAACAGAGGGGUUUGAGCAAGUCCCAAGCAUAUAGCCAAGUGCAAAUGGAUUUCAGAAAUGGCUUCAUACCUGUUAAAGGGGCAUGUGUUGCUUAGUAACAUGGAUCAUUAGGCUUGUUGAUACAGACUAUACGUGAUCAGGAGUUGCAUAAAUGCUGUUAGAUCUAGUGUCACAAUGAACACCAUUUUAGGAUGUCAACAAGAUGAUCUGUAUGCUUAAGGCUUAAGAUUAUCUGGGAGUGGAUUAUCAUCUCAUGCACGGUAACCCACGUCCAUGAUACAAAUGAGCGGACAAUGUUUUGAACUUUGAAGGCUUAAGAGUUGAGUCAACGGAAACUGGCCUUGAGUGCGUCCCAAAUCUCCACCUGAGAAUCACAUUCACUUUGCCAGACAUCAACCCCAGCAUCCAACUUGUAGUCAUGACAGAUGAGAACAAAGCAGAGGCUGCACACCUCAGUCGAUGGCAGGGAUUUACCGACUUCCCAUCAGUGCCUGCAACAAUUGUCCAGCCACCGAAAGGGAAUUAGGAAUGUAGGAUGCAUCGUGUAUGUUUUGUAUUUAGCAGAGGGAUUCGACUCAUUCAACACCUGUGGUUCUGUAAGUGAUAUGGUUAAAAUGAUAAGUCGGGAGCAAAUUCUCCUAAAAA
Messenger RNA from Rosa chinensis, 2959 nucleotides. RefSeq names its product pentatricopeptide repeat-containing protein At2g03380, mitochondrial. Gene Ontology annotation, biological process: RNA modification. The transcript is spliced from 2 exons. NCBI's taxonomy places the organism in Eukaryota, Viridiplantae, Streptophyta, Magnoliopsida, Rosales, Rosaceae. Gene Ontology annotation, molecular function: protein binding; RNA binding. The record is from RefSeq and is a predicted model, not a curated record. The coding region runs from base 280 to 2409 and encodes 709 amino acids.